GCCCCGGGGCUGGCGGCGCGCGCUGAAGGCCCCGGGGGAAGAAGGUCGGUGUGUCGGGGCGUCCUCCCCGGCAGGCCUCGGUGGCCGCGCAGCUCCGGGCGGUGCCAGGGGGCCGCUCAGUGCCACCGCGCGCGGGCCUGGCACAGCCGCAUUGAGCAGCCUCUCCGCGCGCGCGUGCGGCUCCGCGAGCCACGAACCUGCGGCCCGCCGCCCGGGACAGCGCGCAGCGCGGGGGGCGCGGCGGCGGGACCGGGGCGGGGCGGGCGCGGGCUCGCCGGCGGGGGCGCCGCGGCCGCGUCCCCGAGCGGGCGGCAGGCGGCGCGCGGCCGACGCAGUGCGGGCCCCCGAUCCCGCGCGCCGCCGACCCGCCCCGGGCGCGCCCCCGCCGCCGCGCGCCGCCCGCUCCCGGUCAGACGCCAACAUGGCUGGAGCGCGGAGGAGGUGAGCCGGCCGACCUGCCGCUCGAGCCCGCGGCGCUGCCCCGCCAGCAUGUGGGGCGCCCCGGACGAGAGCUCGGUGCGGGUGGCCGUCAGAAUAAGACCACAGCUUGCCAAAGAAAAGAUUGAAGGAUGCCAUAUUUGUACAUCAGUCACACCGGGAGAACCUCAGGUCUUCCUAGGAAAAGAUAAAGCUUUUACUUUUGAUUAUGUGUUUGACCUUGAGUCCCAGCAAGAGCAGAUCUACAUUCAAUGUAUAGAAAAACUAAUCGAAGGCUGUUUUGAAGGAUAUAAUGCUACAGUUUUUGCUUAUGGACAAACUGGAGCUGGCAAAACAUACACAAUGGGAACAGGAUUUGAUGUUAACAUCAUCGAGGAAGAACAGGGUAUUAUUUCUCGUGCUGUUAAACACCUUUUCAAGAGCAUUGAAGAAAAAAAAUACACUGCAAUUAAAAAUGGGCUUCCUCCUCCGGAUUUUAAAGUGAAUGCCCAAUUCUUAGAGCUGUAUAAUGAAGAGGUCCUCGACUUAUUUGACACCACACGUGACAUUGACGCAAAAAAUAAAAAAUCAAACAUAAAAAUUCACGAAGAUUCUACUGGAGGAAUUUAUACCAUAGGUGUCACAACACGUACUGUGAAUACAGAAUCAGAGAUGAUGCAGUGUUUGAAGCUGGGCGCUUUAUCCCGGACCACUGCCAGCACUCAGAUGAACGUCCAGAGUUCUCGUUCACAUGCCAUUUUUACCAUUCACCUGUGUCAGACCAGAAUGUGUCCCCAAAUAGAUUCUGAAACUGUGACUGAUAAUAAGGUGAUUUCUGAAUCAACACAGAUGAAUGAAUUUGAAACCCUGACUGCAAAGUUCCAUUUUGUCGAUCUGGCUGGGUCAGAAAGGCUGAAGCGAACCGGAGCUACGGGCGAGAGGGCCAAGGAGGGCAUUUCCAUUAACUGCGGACUUUUGGCCCUUGGCAAUGUAAUAAGUGCUUUGGGCGACAAGAGCAAGAGGGCCACCCACGUGCCCUACAGGGAUUCCAAGCUGACGAGACUGCUGCAGGAUUCCCUGGGCGGCAACAGCCAAACAAUCAUGAUAGCAUGUGUCAGCCCUUCAGACAGAGAUUUCAUGGAAACUUUAAAUACUCUGAAAUAUGCCAAUCGAGCUAGGAAUAUCAAGAACAAGGUGAUGGUCAAUCAGGACAGAGCUAGUCAGCAAAUCAAUGCACUCCGGAAUGAGGUCACACGACUUCAGAGGGAGCUCAUGGAGUACAAAACAGGUAAAAGAAUAAUUGACGAGGAGGGUGUGGAAAGCAUCAAUGACAUGUUUCAUGAGAAUGCUAUGCUACAAACUGAAAAUAAUAACCUACGUGUAAGAAUUAAAGCCAUGCAGGAGACGGUUGAUGCAUUGAGGACCAGAAUCACACAGCUCGUCAGCGAUCAGGCUAACCAAGUCCUCACCAGAGCAGGUGAAGGGAAUGAGGAGAUUAGUAAUAUGAUCCACAGUUAUAUCAAAGAAAUUGAAGAUCUCAGAGCAAAAUUAUUAGAAAGUGAAGCAGUGAAUGAGAACCUUCGAAAAAAUUUGACAAGAGCUGCAGCAAGGUCACCGUAUUUCAGUGGAUCAUCAGCUUUCUCUCCUACUGUCCUGUCCUCGGACAAAGAGACCAUUGAAAUUAUAGAUCUAGCUAAGAAAGAUUUAGAGAAGCUGAAGAGGAAAGAAAAGAAGAAGAAGAAAAGGCUACAGAAACUUGAGGAAAGCAAUCGAGAAGAAAGAAGUGUGGCUGGUAAAGAGGAUAAUACAGACACUGAUCAAGAGAAGAAAGAAGAAAAGGUUAUUUCAGAAAGAGAAAACAAUGAAUUAGAAGCGGAAGAAAGUCAAGAAGUGAGUGAUCGUGAGGAUGAAGACGAGGAGGAGGAAGAGGAGGAGGAGGAGGAGGAGGAGGACAUCGAAGGGGGUGAAAGCUCUGAUGAGUCGGAUUCCGAAUCAGAUGAAAAAGCCAAUUUUCAAGCAGACUUAGCAAACAUUACUUGUGAAAUUGCAAUCAAGCAAAAGCUGAUUGAUGAACUAGAAAACAGCCAGAAAAGACUGCAGACGUUGAAAAAGCAAUAUGAAGAGAAGCUAAUGAUGCUGCAACAUAAAAUUCGGGACACUCAGCUUGAAAGAGACCAGGUGCUUCAAAACUUAGGUUCAGUGGAAUCUUACUCAGAAGAAAAGGCAAAAAAAGUUAGAUCUGAAUAUGAAAAGAAACUGCAAGCCAUGAAUAAAGAGCUACAGAGACUCCAGGCAGCUCAAAAAGAGCACGCGAGGUUGCUUAAAAAUCAGUCUCAGUAUGAAAAGCAAUUGAAGAAAUUGCAGCAGGAUGUGAUGGAAAUGAAAAAAACAAAGGUUCGUCUAAUGAAACAAAUGAAAGAAGAACAAGAAAAAGCCAGAUUGACAGAGUCUAGAAGAAACAGAGAGAUUGCUCAAUUGAAAAAAGACCAGCGUAAAAGAGAUCAUCAGCUUAGACUUCUGGAAGCCCAAAAAAGAAACCAAGAAGUGGUUCUUCGACGCAAAACUGAAGAGGUGACAGCUCUUCGUCGGCAAGUAAGGCCCAUGUCAGACAAAGUGGCCGGGAAAGUCACUCGGAAGCUGAGCUCCUCCGACACCCCCGUUCAGGAUGUGGGCCCCACUGCGGCAGCGGGAGAGGCAGACGCCGCAAGGGCAGGAGCCCCGCAGCGAGUGAGGAUUCCCGUGGCAAGAGUCCAGGCUUUGCCCACGCCCACGGCGAACGGAACCAGAAAAAAGUAUCAGAGGAAAGGGUUGACCGGCCGAGCGUUUACUUCCAAGUCAGCGCGCAUGAAGUGGCAGCUUCUCGAGCACAGGGUCACAGACGCCAUCAUGCAGAGGAUGACCAUCUCCAAUAUGGAGGCCGACAUGAACCGACUCCUCAAGCAACGGGAAGAACUCACAAAAAGACGAGAGAAACUUUCAAAAAGAAGGGAAAAGAUAGUCAAGGAGACUGGAGAGGGAGACAAAAACGUGGUUAACAUCAGUGAGGAGAUGGAGUCCUUGACCGCUAACAUAGAUUAUAUCAACGACAGCAUUUCUGACUGUCAAGCUAACAUCAUGCAGAUGGAAGAAGCGAAGGAAGAAGGAGAAACCUUGGAUGUCACCGCAGUCAUUAAUGCUUGUACGCUGACAGAAGCCCGGUACCUGCUAGAUCACUUCCUGUCAAUGGGCAUCAGUAAGGGUCUUCAGGCUGCCCAGAAAGAGGCUCAAAUUAAAAUACUUGAAGGUCGGCUUAAACAAACUGAAAUAACCAGUGCUACACAGAACCAGCUCUUAUUCCAUAUGCUGAAAGAGAAAGCAGAGUUGAAUCCUGAGCUGGAUGCUUUCCUAGGCCGGGCUUUACAAGAUCUAGAUAGCGUACCAUUAGAAAAUGUAGAGGAAAGUACUGAUGAGGAGGCACCUUUAAACAGCCCAGGAUCAGAAGGAAGCACGCUCUCUUCAGACCUUAUGAAGCUUUGUGGUGAAGUGAGGCCUAAAAGCAAGGCCCGAAGGAGGACCACCACGCAAAUGGAACUGCUGUACGCAGAUAGCAGUGAACUAGCCUCAGACACUAGCACAGGAGAGGGCUCCUUGCCUGGCCCUCUCCCGCCUGUUGCAGAAGGGCAAGAGAUCGGAAUGAAUGCAGAGACAAGUGGUGCUUCUGCUAGGGACCAAGAGCCCCCUCCCCCAUCUGGCUUCCCUUCUAAGAUAGGCAGCAUUUUCAGACAGUCAUCUCUACCAGAAAAGAAGCUACCAGAGCCUUCCCCUGGAACCAGGAGAAAGACAUACGAAAAAGCAGAAAAAUCCAAGGCCAAGGAACAGAAACACUCAGAUUCUGGGACUUCAGAGGCGAGCCUUUCGCCUCCUUCUUCCCCACCAAGCCGGCCCCGUAAUGAACUGAAUGUUUUUAAUCGUCUUACUGUUUCUCAGGGAAACACAUCAGUUCAGCAGGAUAAGUCUGAUGAAAGUGAUUCCUCUCUGUCGGAGGUUUACAGGGGCAUAAUCAACCCAUUUCCUGCUUCAAAAGGAAUUCGAGCGGCUCCCCUUCAGUGUGUACACACAGCCGAAGGUCACACGAAAGCUGUGCUCUGUGUGGACGCUACUGAUGAUCUCCUCUUCACUGGAUCCAAAGAUCGUACUUGUAAAGUAUGGAAUCUGGUGACGGGGCAGGAGAUAAUGUCGCUGGGGAGUCAUCCCAACAACGUUGUGUCUGUAAAAUACUGUAAUUAUACAAGUUUGGUCUUCACUGUGUCAACAUCUUAUAUUAAGGUGUGGGAUAUCAGAGACUCAGCAAAGUGCAUCCGAACGCUGACGUCUUCAGGUCAAGUUACUCUGGGAGAUGCUUGUUCUGCAAGUACCAGCAGGACGGUGGCUAUUCCUUCUGGAGAAAACCAGAUCAAUCAAAUUGCACUGAACCCUAAUGGCACUUUCCUCUAUGCAGCUUCCGGAAAUGCUGUCAGAAUGUGGGACCUUAAAAGGUUUCAGUCUACAGGAAAGUUAACAGGACACCUAGGCCCUGUUAUGUGCCUUACUGUAGAUCAGAUCUCUAGUGGACAAGAUCUAAUCAUCACUGGCUCCAAGGAUCAUUACAUCAAAAUGUUUGAUGUAACUGAAGGGGCUCUUGGAACUGUGAGUCCCACCCACAAUUUUGAGCCCCCUCAUUAUGAUGGCAUUGAAGCACUAACCAUACAAGGGGAUAAUCUAUUCAGUGGGUCCAGAGAUAAUGGAAUCAAGAAGUGGGACAUAGCCCAAAAAGACCUCCAACAGCAAGUUCCAAAUGCGCAUAAGGAUUGGGUGUGUGCCCUGGGAGUGGUGCCAGGCCACCCAGUUUUGCUCAGUGGAUGCAGAGGGGGCAUUUUGAAACUCUGGAACAUGGAUACUUUUGUGCCGGUUGGAGAGAUGAAGGGUCAUGAUAGUCCCAUCAAUGCCAUAUGCGUUAAUUCCACCCACAUUUUUACUGCAGCAGAUGAUCGAACUGUGAGAAUUUGGAAGGCUCGCAAUUUGCAAGAUGGUCAAAUCUCUGACACAGGGGAUCUGGGGGAUGAGAUUGCCAGCAGUUAAGCGUGAGUGAAGGUAGUCAUGCAUCGAAUGCUGCACCAAUACUCUGUAGCUUCUUUAUGGAAAUGUUGCUGUGCAUUUAUUAGGCAAAAUAUUAUGAAUGGGAUUAACUGGAACAUAUAUCUGAAUCCAACUGCUGAAUAUAAAUGGUAUUCUAAUAAUAUUGUGUACUCUCCUGUGUGUUUAAUAUCCACCAAUACGUUAUCUGUCCUCUGAGUGGUGUACUGCUUGAUCCACACUUCUACUGUGGCAGAUUUCUGUGCCUAGCUGUAAAAACAACCUUCGGAUUACUUCAAAUACAAGAUGUCUGCUUUCGUGACCUUCAGAGAAUAUACUUGGAAUACAAUGCAGCCUACUAUUAACUCAUAAUACAGUCUGUUCAGAUGCUUUAUAUAUUUAAAUGUAUUGGGAGUAUUAGUCAAAUUGUGGACUGUUUGUCUGGUAUUUAUGUCAGUCUGUAGAGGAUUCCCAAAUUUCAAAGCUGUUUUAAUGGAAUGGAGAACAAAAAAGCUAUGCGAAUAUUACUGAGGAUUAUUCAUAAGGUGGUGUUGACUUUAAUCUACUAACGAAGAAUGUGAGACAGUUUGUCUUAACUGUUAACGUUUCCUUGUAUUGACCAAAGUUUUGCAGGCGUGCUCCAUUCUGUGCUCAGGACUAAAAUGCUCUUAAAGUGUGCUGUGCAUGCAUUCUGUGAUGGAAAACAUUUUUGAUGUCCUAACAAAUAUAUUUUCACCUAUUUUCCUAUGGCUUUGUUUCUAGUAUCACCUUUUAGUUUCACUUCUUUUUAAUAGUAGUAUUUCCUUCCCCUUUUACCUACUUUUUUUUAUAUGCUGCUAAAUAUAUUUUAAAUACACUAUGUUUGCAAACCUUGGUAGCUAUGAUGAGUACUCUAUCUAAUCUUCAGUGACAAAAGCUAUGUAAAUAGGUAGAUUGUAAAGAGAGAAUGUCUUUUGUUGCAGCUGUAUGAAUUUUUAAAUACUGUAGCCUGGAUUUUGCAAAAGGAUGUAUAAUUUAUCUGUCUGCUCAGAAUAUUAAUUUGUAAAUUCUGCAAGUUUAAUUUUUAUGUAGAUAGUAUAACAUUUGAAAAUAUUGUCUUGUGAUUUUUGUUUUCCCUGAAAGUAUUUGCUUGUAUAUGGAGCUUAGCUAGGGCUUAAAUAAACAUGUUGCUAUGAACCA
Manis pentadactyla (Chinese pangolin) is the source of this 6687-nucleotide messenger RNA. It is a transcript of the gene KIF21A, whose product is annotated as kinesin family member 21A. Gene Ontology annotation, molecular function: microtubule binding; ATP binding; microtubule motor activity. Gene Ontology annotation, biological process: mitotic spindle organization; microtubule-based movement. The transcript has 37 exons. Lineage: Eukaryota; Metazoa; Chordata; Mammalia; Pholidota; Manidae. The record is from RefSeq and is a predicted model, not a curated record. Bases 490 to 5514 code for a protein of 1674 amino acids.